Messenger RNA from Poecile atricapillus (Black-capped chickadee), 2503 nucleotides. RefSeq names its product methionine adenosyltransferase 2A (gene MAT2A). Gene Ontology annotation, molecular function: ATP binding; methionine adenosyltransferase activity. Gene Ontology annotation, biological process: S-adenosylmethionine biosynthetic process. The transcript is spliced from 9 exons. The record is from RefSeq and is a predicted model, not a curated record. Bases 44 to 1231 code for a protein of 395 amino acids. Gene Ontology annotation, cellular component: cytosol; methionine adenosyltransferase complex. Lineage: Eukaryota; Metazoa; Chordata; Aves; Passeriformes; Paridae.
UCUGCGCUUUCCCCUUCCGCCUAUCGCCGCCCAUCGCGCCACCAUGAACGGGCAGCUGAACGGUUUCCACGAGGUGUUCAUCGAGGAGGGCACUUUCCUCUUCACCUCCGAAUCCGUGGGCGAGGGGCACCCAGAUAAAAUCUGUGACCAGAUCAGUGAUGCUGUCCUGGAUGCCCACCUCAAGCAGGACCCCGAUGCCAAGGUGGCCUGUGAGACGGUUGCCAAAACUGGGAUGAUCCUGCUGGCGGGGGAGAUCACCUCCCGGGCCAACGUGGACUACCAGAAGGUGGUCCGGGACACCAUCCGGCACAUCGGCUAUGAUGACUCCUCCAAAGGUUUUGACUACAAGACAUGCAAUGUGCUGGUGGCCCUGGAGCAGCAGUCCCCGGACAUUGCCCAGGGUGUGCACCUGGACCGCAGCGAGGAGGACAUUGGUGCUGGUGACCAGGGGCUGAUGUUUGGCUACGCCACGGAUGAGACAGAGGAGUGCAUGCCCCUCACCAUCGUCCUGGCGCACAAGCUCAAUGCCAAGCUGGCCGAGCUGCGCCGCAGCGGAGCCCUGCCUUGGCUGCGCCCUGACUCCAAGACACAGGUGACAGUGCAGUACAUGCAGGACCGUGGGGCAGUGAUCCCGAUCCGGGUGCACACCAUCGUGAUCUCGGUGCAGCACGAUGAGGACGUGUGUCUGGAUGAGAUGCGGGAUGCGCUCAAGGAGAAGGUCAUCAAGGCUGUGGUGCCCCCCAAGUACCUGGACGAUGACACCAUCUAUCACCUGCAGCCCAGCGGCCGCUUCGUCAUCGGCGGGCCCCAGGGUGAUGCAGGGCUGACAGGCCGCAAGAUCAUCGUGGACACGUACGGGGGCUGGGGCGCGCACGGCGGCGGCGCCUUCUCGGGCAAGGACUACACCAAGGUGGAUCGCUCGGCCGCCUACGCCGCGCGCUGGGUCGCCAAGUCCCUGGUGAAGGCUGGGCUGUGCCGCAGGGUGCUGGUCCAGGUCUCCUAUGCCAUCGGGGUCUCGCACCCCUUGUCCAUCUCCAUCUUCCACUAUGGCACCUCCCAGAAGAGCGAGCGGGAGCUGUUGGAGAUCGUCAAGAAGAACUUUGAUCUGCGGCCCGGGGUCAUCGUCAGGGAUCUGGAUCUGAAGAAGCCCCUCUAUCAGAGGACCGCAGCCUAUGGCCACUUUGGUAGGGACAGUUUCCCUUGGGAAGUGCCCAAAAAACUAAAAUACUGAGGAAAAAGCAUUGUUAGGGCUUUUCCCCCCACUCCUGCGGGCGUAGGUUACAGAGAAGCCCGUGGGCUCUGGGGGAAAGAGCUCCCGGUCCCUGCACCCCCCCGGCUCCCUGGCCCCACCAUUGUCUCUCACCAUCGUUUUGGUUGUGUGGGGACCACGUGCCUCUCCUGGAGCCCCCCCAUCUCCCCCCAAAUUCCUCUGGAUGGUAAUUAACAAAUCUGUCUUUACUCCAAGCUAUGAAAUGGAGAAAAAGGCCCAAGUGCCCUCUCUCUCCUAUGCCCCCACUGUUGCAAGGGCCGCCCCAUUUUGGGUCCCAGCAGUCCUGCUGUGGGGGCAUACCCCAUUUUAUCACUCCCCAUUACCCCUUGACCCCAAAUUCACUACAUCAGUUUGGCUCCCACUGUCCCUGCCGUCCUGCUGCAGGGGUGGGGGGGACACACAAACCCCUCACUCUGGCUCCCUGUGUGUCCCCCCACAAUCCUCAUUCCACUGGGAGGAUACUCAUUCUGGCUCCCCCAGUCCCACUGGUGGGGAAGACACUCCCAUUCCACCUCCCCAUCCCCUGGGACCUCGCUGGUGCUUGGUUUGGUUCUUAACCCUCAUUUUUAGCCUCUUUUUGUUCCAAUAAUGCACAUUUUGGGGGGGGACACGCUAAAACAGACCCCCAACCCCCCCCCUGAGGGUUCGGUACCAGAGGAAAACAUUUUACAUUCUUUUUUUUUUUUUUGGGUUUUAAUCCAAAAGCUGAAGUGACUCCCCAACUGCACAAUCCCUCCACUCCCCCAACUAUGUCCGGAUUUUGGGGGGAAAGGGGGGGCAUUUGGCGCUUGAUACUUGAAGGUUUGGUGUAUUUAUUGUGCGCCGAGGCGGGGGCGUGAGUACAGAGAAGUCCCCGCGCUCAGCCGGCAGCUCCUGAUCCCUGAAAGCCCCCCCUUCCCCUCCCCCCGCCCUCCCCCCAGCCCCAGCAGUUUGGGGUGAAAAGGGGGGGGAUUGGGUUUGUUGGAGUGCCGGGGGUGCCCCGGGCGUGGCGCUGGUGGCUGGUGUGGUACAGAGAAGCCGGCUUGUUUACUGCCCGCCCAGGCUCCGGUCCCCAGAGUGCCUUGGGGAGAGGUAGGGGGGGCUUUCUCCUCCCCUUGAGGAUUUCUUUUAUUUUUUUUUUUUUUUUUUCUUUUACUAUUUUCGGGAGGUUUCGUCCAAAUGUUUUAAUCCACUGAAUCCAAAAAUGAAAUCAAAAAGGAAAAGAGUCUCAAUAAAAGUGAUGAGUUAGAUGGA